Messenger RNA from Dendrobium catenatum, 870 nucleotides. RefSeq lists its product as uncharacterized. Gene Ontology annotation, molecular function: protein-folding chaperone binding; zinc ion binding. Gene Ontology annotation, biological process: protein folding; protein import into mitochondrial matrix; protein stabilization. The transcript is spliced from 6 exons. Lineage: Eukaryota; Viridiplantae; Streptophyta; Magnoliopsida; Asparagales; Orchidaceae. The record is from RefSeq and is a predicted model, not a curated record. The coding region runs from base 21 to 650 and encodes 209 amino acids. Gene Ontology annotation, cellular component: mitochondrion.
GUCGAUCUCACAGGCCAUCUAUGGAGUCACUUGUUAGUUCAGCAAGAAUCUCCUGCUCUUCAUCCUCGUUCGCUCCUCUCUCCGUCUUCACCCCAAAGAGAACGAGCUUAUCCAUACGCGUUCCCCCUCUCCGAAUCUCAUCCAAGAAUGGAGAAGAUGGACAUGAUUUCCAUGCCGACAACGAGGAUACGGCCCUCGUCCCUUUGCCCAAGAACCAUGGUUCUCUUUUUCGUCUUCCCAAGGAUGAAGCGAUGGGUCUGGUUCUGAGCGCGGCGGUUGGAAGAGGUUGGACUACGGGCUCCGGAAUGGAAGGCCCGGCUGCACCUGAGCCGGAUUUCGGCGCUCGGACUGUCUCAACGUUUCCGUGGUCUCUCUUUACGAAAUCUCCUCGGCGGCGGAUGCGCGUCGCCUUUACGUGUAACGUUUGUGGUCAGAGAACUACGCGCGCCAUCAAUCCUCAUGCGUACACCGACGGAACUGUCUUCGUCCAGUGUUGCGGCUGCAAUAUCUUCCACAAGCUGGUGGAUAAUCUGAAUCUGUUCCAUGAGAUGAAGUGCUAUGUGAACCCAACUUUCCGUUACAAAGGGGAUGUGAGCUUCAAUUUUCUUGAUGGAGACGAUGAUGACUGGAAUAUCUUCCCCAUUAUGUGAGUGGAAUGUAUUCGCUUUGAGGGAUCUCUAGGCUGGUCAGUAACAAGAAGCUUAUGUAAAUGCGAAUACUAUAGUUAGUAUAAUCUUAGAUUUAUCAGUUAACAUUUGUAUAUAGCUGUUCUAUUUCAAAGAUGUGAAUUUUCAGUAUGACACUAGUUUUUCUAUGUCUAAGCCUUAAUUUACCUUUUCUGGAAAUUAAAUUCUAUAGUGUUCUGUGUAA